Molecule: messenger RNA, 2445 nt
Organism: Nyctereutes procyonoides (raccoon dog)
Lineage: Eukaryota; Metazoa; Chordata; Mammalia; Carnivora; Canidae
Product: mesothelin-like protein
Exons: 18
Coding region: 1-2445 (814 amino acids)
Biological process (GO): cell-matrix adhesion
Cellular component (GO): cell surface
Source: RefSeq, a predicted model, not a curated record
AUGGACCCUGUGGUCCUGGCUGCUGACCUGUCCUUGCCCUGCCAUGCAGCGAGCACCCUGCGGCCCUAUGUGGAUGUGGGGCUCUGGGUGAAGGACUGGCACUGGUGCUCAGCUGUAGUGGCUGACAGUCAGACUGGGGUCACUGGUGUCUGGAGCACCGGGCACCUGGCCUACACCCCCUGCAUUCGACAGCCACCUCGGGGCACAGGGGCAGUCCUCCUACAGCAGAUGGUCUCCACGCUCAGGACAAGCAGUGCUCACCGCACAGCCAUGGGCCCCAGAGCAGGUGCCCAGGUGAGCCCAGGCCUCGCCGUCCUCGUGUGGCUCACCACGCACUGCUGUUGUCCCCAGGCCCAGGGCCUCUCCGAGGGAGGGCUGGAUGCCAGCAGGGCCGACCCCUGGGCCAUCACCAACACCUCCUCCCUCUUGCACAACUUCUGGUGCCAGCCGGCCAGCCAGCUGCCCCGGGACCAGCUUUCCGAUCUCAUCAGGGGGAUGGCAACACAGCAGGCACUUCUUAGAGCCUGGCAGCUCAGCUGCCUGGCCAACCUGGUCACUCUGCGCGGCCUCCAGGACGACUUUGAGCUCCACCCCCCAGACCUGCUACUCUUCUAUGACCUGACUCAGGUGAGGGAAGCCAGGUGCCAGGCCUUCAUCCACCGCGCCGCCCAGGGGGACACGGAGCUGCUAGCCAACCUGCCAGACCAGAGGGCCGCCCUGCGACACAUGGCCUUGGCCUGCCUGGGGGGACCCCGGCUGCGGCUCAGCGCCUCUGACCUGCUGCUCCUCGGGGUCCUGGUGUGUGACAUGGACGCGUCCAGCAUCGAGGCCGCGGACCCCCUUGUGCUGGAGAACUUGCAGCGCUGCCGCGGGCUCACUACCACCCAGCAAGCCGCCCUCAACACGCUGCUAGCCAGUGGCACGACCGUGCUUGGGCCUCCAGGUUCCUGGGACCUAGAGGGGCUGCAGGCUCUGGGACCCCUGGCCACCUACAUCAGCCCCAGCCUGUGGAUGCAGGUGCAGGAGGCUGUGGGCCUGGACUUCUUCAGGGGCAUGGUGGCCACGUACCGAGCUGGGCAGCUCAGCCAGCACGAUGCCAGGCGCUUCGUCACUGGCUUCCUCGAGGCCAAGGCCGAGUCAGUGUCCUCUCGGCCCAAGAGGGGCACAGGGAGACCCUGCCUCCGUGGAGACAUCACAGCGGCCACGCUGCAUGACAACCUGUUUCUAGUGCGCUAUGACUGCUUGCAGCUAGAGUCCUGCCUGGGCAGCCACGUGCUCACAGCCAACCUGGACCCCCUGCUGCAGCACCCCCUGCCAGCCGAGUGCCAGCGCGUCGUCAAGGCCAAGCUGGCUCGGGUCUACCCACACGGUGUCCCCGAGGAGCAGCUGCGACUCAUCACCUCGCUGGUCUACCUCUACUCCCGCUCGGAGAUUGGCCAGUGGAACAUCACGUCCAGGGACACAGUUGUGGCCCUGCUGGCCUCAGACGUGGCCCUGGAGAACCAGACUGAGGCUGUCCUACAGAAGUACCUGGACCACAACGGCACCAUCACCGGCGCCCUGCUCGUGGCCAUUGGGGGCUGGCGCCUCUGCUGGAUGAGUCCCCGGCAGAUCCAGGCCAUCAGGCCCUCGGAGUUCCGGCAGGCUGGGGCCUUGGACAUCUCCUCCUGCCCUCAGAGCCGCAAAGAUGUGCUCUACACCAAGGCCCGCGAGGCCUUUGGCGGCGCCAGGAGCACAGCGGCCUACUACCGCCUCAUGCGUCCCUACCUGGGCGGCGCCCCUGUGGAGGAGCUCCGGCACCUGGUCCAGGCAAACGUCUCCAUGGACAUCGACACCUUCACCACGCUGAACCCCCGAGUGCUGCAGAACCUGAGUGUGGGCAAUGUGACGACACUGCUGGGCCAGAACGUAGGGGACCUGCGGAAGGCGCGCAGCCACCCGACCAUCAGCUCCUGGCUCCGCAGCCUGAACACAUCGGCCCUAGGAGAGCUGGGCCUGGACACGGAUCCUGCCAGCCCCCCCGGCCCCGCCUGCCCCACCACUGGGACCCCCAGCACCACACCUGGGGUGCCCUACCCAGCCACCACCUCGGGCCGGCCUGGGAACGACGCCCCUGCCUCCGGAGCAGCCUCCAUGGCGGCCCCACUGGGGUACCUGCCACUCGCCGUGGCCCUGCCCUUGGGCCUCCUGUGGCUGCUGCACUUGGGCUCCCCAGGCCCCAGCCAGGAUUCCUUGUGGGGCUCCUGCACCAAGGCCUCCGAAGAUGGCACUGCCCCAGGACUGCAUGCAGGGAAACUGAGGCUGAGGCUGAGGGUGGAGCUGGACACCCGUCCAGUCCGAGCUGCAGGCUCCGGGCCCAGAGGACCUGGCCACGGCCCACAUCCUAGGUACUUGUGGGGCUGGUCCCUACUCACACCCAGCUCCCAGGACACAGAGCUGGAAUGA